This is a messenger RNA of Anastrepha obliqua, 2482 nucleotides long. It is a transcript of the gene tey, whose product is annotated as protein Teyrha-meyrha. NCBI's taxonomy places the organism in Eukaryota, Metazoa, Arthropoda, Insecta, Diptera, Tephritidae. Gene Ontology annotation, molecular function: ubiquitin protein ligase activity. The coding region runs from base 1 to 2475 and encodes 824 amino acids. Gene Ontology annotation, biological process: protein ubiquitination. The transcript has 9 exons. The record is from RefSeq and is a predicted model, not a curated record.
AUGGAAAGCAACGCAUUUGGAAGCAGCCAUUUGCCGUCACAAGCUUUAGUCGUUCUUUCGGAGGCUGCUUCCGGUUUGCAUGAGGCUUUAAGGGGCCAACGGCCUUUUCCAACACGAUUACCAGACGCCAAAGAUCUACACAACAUGUCACUUGUCGGCAGUUAUGGCACACAUCUGCUGCACAGCUUCCAUCCACAUCUUCUACAGACGCUCAACCAUGGCAUGCUGGCGGCCAAUGGCGGUCCAGCGAGCUACUUUGCCGAUCGCGGACUCGGAAAACCGUCGGUGCUAUCGAAUUUUCAAUUGCCUUCUGCGUUUUCACCACCCAAAUAUAUUGGCAUAUCACUCGAUCAGAAUCUCUUCAACGGCAACGAUUCAUUUCGCACAGACUCGGCAAGUCCUACUUGCACUUCCCACGAAUCGAUGGAAGGAUCAAACGAUUACGACAACGGUGAAAAGGGUGAAAGUCCGCGCAGCAACAACUCAGAUCCGAGGGAUUUAAGGCAUGUCCACAGCAACAAUGGUGGCGGCAGCAAUAGCAGUAGUAGUAGCGGUGGCAUUGGUGGGAUCAAAGCGUCAUCAGCAGCUGCAACGGCAACUUCCAUGGCGGCCGCCGCUGCGGCCGUAGCCGCCUCAGUGGCGUCAACCACAUCCUCGCCUGCGUCAGUAAAUCAUCUCGGUCAUCACCAUCAUCAUACACACCAUCAUCACCAUCAUCCGAAUGGUGGCCUGUUAGCCGCGGCGAGUUUGGGUGGCAUGGGUGGCCUCGGUAUACCGGUAAGCUGUGCAGGUUUGCGCGGUGUGACGAGUGGUCUCAGUGGCUUGACCACAGCUGGUGGCGUUGGUGUGGGCAUUGGCAGCGGUGGCAGUUCGAGUGGCAGCAAUAGUAGCGGCCUAGCGAGUGUACUCAGUUUGCCGCCAGGUCAUGUGCCAGAUAUUUGCCCCAUCUGUGGUAUUAAAAUUUCGGCAGAAGAAUGGAAUUCACACUUUCUGACUGAACUGGACCGGCUCUAUAAGCUGAGCUCGGGUUUGGAACGUACGAAUUUACAAGCAUCUUACAUGUUUGCACCGCCAUGUCCAGCGCAAGAGAAUGCCAUACGCACCAGCCACAAUCGCUGGGAGACUUUCCAAAGGAUACGCAAUAAUAGACAAAAUCGUUUAAGAAUAAAGGGGCGAAAACGGAAAUAUGGAAAUGAUCUGUACUUUAUGGAAAAUCUCUUUUGCAAUUCCUGCCCGAUAUGCAAGCGAAAAUACGCGAUCGAAGCUGGAAAGAUGCCACCGGAGGAGGACACCAAAAUGCAAGAAGAAAUCGAAACGGUUGAUGUGGAGAGUUGCAAUGAUGAUGUGCCCGAUUCCGGUUCCGAACUCACCUCACACUCGCAGCUCAGUGUGAACAGUUUGAGCCAUGGUCAUCACCAUAAUAACAUUGGUAAUACGACGUUGAGCACCAAUAUGCACAGCAACAAUAGUCAGCCCGGAAAAUUAGAUGGAAUCUUGUACCGAACGGCUUGUGUGAUCAAUAAAGAUGCAGCAAAUAGUGAGGAUGAUUUGAAUGCAACCAGCACUAGUGGGGGAGGAGGCGGUGGUAUUGCACCAAAUUGGAAUCAGGCGCAACACAAUACAGCUGCCACCAUUACGACGCAACAAGGACAUAUCAGUGUGAAAAAUGUCAGCGAACUGUCAUCGACAACCCAUCACUUCUACAACGCGGACUCGUGCGGCGCCGUUGAUGAGCGCUCCAGCAGCGGUGUUGCAGGGGGAGGCAACUGUAAUGGCAAGGAUGUUUCAAUGGAAACAUGCAAUGCCAAUGACAGCGACGAGGAUGUCAUUGUGGACGACGAUGAUUCUAUUAAAAUUACGAAUCUCUGCAGCAACAAGAAACGAAAGUACGAGGAAACCGUAGUUAGUAGCAGGACAUCGGAUAAUCACUCUCCAAUACUUGAGCAAGAACGGCCACGCUCGGAGCCACAAGUGACCAGCACAGAGCCGAACAUGGAAAUGGCUAAUAAUAAUAACAAUAAUAAUAUCAACAACAACAAUUCCAAAUACACCACCUUCGAGGAGUUGCGUGCAAAACAACAACAACAAGCGGAAGCGGAGAAUGGGCAUAGCAUUGGCGGCAACGUAGGCGGUGUUGGAGGAGGUGGCAAUGGCGGUGGUGGUGUGGGCAAUUGUGGCCCGAAUGUGAACUUAAUGGUGCCGGGACUUACGCAAUUGGACACAAAGGUGGGAUUUAGUUCGGAUAAUAAACCGGACGAUGAAAACAAAUGUUUCAUUUGUAAGACAGGUAUAAAGGAUUUUGCAACGGAAUCCUUCUUUCGCGGCCGCAACUUGUACUUCCAUCAGAGUUGUGCGAAUGUGAUGAGCAGCUAUCGGCUAAGUAAGGACUUGCAGCAGCAACAACAAAACCUGAUACAACAACAACAGCGAGAAGCACAAAAAUCACCAUCGCCGCAACAGUUGGUGAAUCUUUAAGAAUUUA